AUGCUUAGCUGUAGCGAGGGCAUGCUUGUUUACUUGUAUGGAUUAGGUUCAAAGGCCCUAUAUGUAGCGAGGGCACAGAAGAAAGCGGAAUGCGAGCAGAAAUUGCGUAAUCAGUUCGAAGAACGACGAAAGGAGCAGAUCAUGAAAUAUAAAGCUUCAAAUGUUUAUGUGAAGAACAUUGAUGAAGAUGUCACCGAUGAUGAGCUGAGAGACCUUUUCAGUCUGUGUGGUACAAUUACUUCUGCAAAACUUAUGCGAGAUGACAAAGGAAUAAACAAGGGGUUCGGAUUUGUCUGUUUCCAUACUCCGGAGGAGGCUGCUAAAGCUGUUGGCACGUUCCAUGGAUAUAUGUUUUACCGGAAGCCUCUGUAUGUUGCAAUUGCUCAAAGGAAGGAGGAUAGACGAGCACAAUUGCAACUUCAGUAUGCACAUCGUAUGGCUGAAUUAGCAGGGCCUUCCACAGCUAUUCUCCCUGGAGGAUAUCCUCCACUUUUCUACACAUCUCCGACUGGCAUCGUUUCACAAAUGUACCAACCUUUAGGUUUAAGGACAGGAUGGAGGGGUAAUGGCUUGGCACCACCAGCCAGACCAGUCUUUCAACCAUCACAGCCCUGGUUUCCUACUGUUCCAAGCCAAAUGAGGCCAAACUGGGGUCGGAUGAAUGGCCACGCUCUUAUGCAGGGCGGUUCUCACCCCGUCACAUACGUGCCACGAUCGCAGCAGCCGACUCGGACGGUGAAUUCUUCAAAAGACCAACAAGUUGUUUUUUCUUUCCCUCUCAAGUUGUUUUUUCUUUCCCUCUCUCCACCCCUUUCAUAUAGAUUCACUGUUAUAUAUUUAUGUAUUUUGCAGCAGACUGGAGAAGCUAAAUAUGCAUGGAGUCGAGCUUGUGAGUUGAACAAAGGCUCCGGUGCGACACCAGCUGGUUCGAAUUCCGUUGCUUUGACACAAGGGACUAAGAUGCUGAGUAGCAUGCUUUCCGCGGCUUCACCUGAGCAGCAAAAAACAAUACUUGGGGAACGACUUUGUCCCCUUAUUCAGAAGCACCGGCUUGAACAGGUUCCAAAGAUCACUGGAAUGCUAUUAGAGAUGGACAACUCUGAACUGCUACUUCCAUUAGAAUCCCCGGAAUCAUCGGCAGCCAAAGUGGAGGAAGCCGCGGAGGUUCUCAAGCUCUCAAAUGCAAAAGUAGAUGCGCUUCAUCCCAAUUUCCUUUCUGCAGGAGUUGCUGUCAAUUGA
Hibiscus syriacus is the source of this 1239-nucleotide messenger RNA. RefSeq names its product polyadenylate-binding protein, cytoplasmic and nuclear-like. Gene Ontology annotation, cellular component: cytosol; ribonucleoprotein complex; nucleus. Gene Ontology annotation, molecular function: poly(U) RNA binding; mRNA 3'-UTR binding; poly(A) binding. Lineage: Eukaryota; Viridiplantae; Streptophyta; Magnoliopsida; Malvales; Malvaceae. The record is from RefSeq and is a predicted model, not a curated record.